Cercospora beticola is the source of this 2176-nucleotide messenger RNA. Its product is annotated as alpha/beta hydrolase. Gene Ontology annotation, molecular function: hydrolase activity. The record is from RefSeq and is a predicted model, not a curated record. NCBI's taxonomy places the organism in Eukaryota, Fungi, Ascomycota, Dothideomycetes, Mycosphaerellales, Mycosphaerellaceae.
GACCUGCACAACGUCUCUGUUGCCCACUUCACCACUUCACCACCACCACUCGCGCCCACCGGAUCGAAAGGUGCAGAAACAAUCAGUCUGACAUCUCUCCUUCAGACGGCGCUUCUCGGAACAACUCCGACGAAUCCGAGCAUCCGAACUCCUGAAGACGUGUCAGCACGCUACUUUGGCACGCAACCAGGUACCCUGCACUCCAUGGGCCACGCGUGGCCAUAAUACUGCUUCGCGCCUGCGCCCGAAACGCUCAACAUGAGUUCGUCCCAAGCACCGCCCUCCUCGCCUCCUGCUGCCAAUGUCGACGCCAUGAAUGGACCGAUCCAUAGCCCCGGUGCUACCCGCGAAGAACGACGACGCUCAUUCCUCCCAAACUUGCUUCCGCACAAUUACAAAGACGAGCGAGACCGGCGGCGAUACGUGGCUGUGAAUAAUCGACCACGAUGGGUGUUGCACUUGCAGGCCACAUUCUGGCGGGUGCUCAUGCAGCUUGGCAUGUUUUUCCAUCGCUUUGCGCCUCCAAGACCGCCGAAGCCGUCGUUUUGGUAUAUGAUUGAUAGCACGGUGUCGGGCAUGCCGGGGCAGAUAUGUCUCUACUUUUACACACCGCCGGACUAUGAUACGCAGCAACGGCUAUGGACUGGUUGGCCGGAUACUGAAGAGAGCGACGAGGAAGAGCUGAGAUCACCGCGAGAGCGCCAGAGGGCUCGAAUGAGCGUUGGCUCGAUAGGUGAUGGGCUGCGCAGAAGGAGUCGCAGCUUUCGCAGAUGGGGGAGUUAUCCUGUGAUUAUCAAUUUCCAUGGCGGAGGCUUCACAUUGGGCUCACCGCACGAUGAUGCGAGGUGGUGCGGCACGGUAGUCCAAGAGCUGGACGCUGUUGUGGUUUCGGUGGAUUAUCGGCGAGCUCCGGAAAAUCCAUUCCCUACAGCCGUGGAAGAUGGCGUGGAUGCAGUUCUGUUCGUGCAUCAGCACGCAGAAGAUCUUGGUCUAGAUCGCGAGAAGAUCAUGCUCUCCGGUUUCUCAUCUGGAGGCAAUAUGGCGUUUACAGUACCAUUACGGCUGUACGACCAUUUGACUGGAUUCCAUCGGGAGACGUUGGAGGACUCCGACGAUACUCUACCUAGAGAAGGGAGUGAAGAAGGAGAGCGAUAUCCAUUGCGACAAUGGAACGCAGACGAUUCGGCAUCGAGUUGCUCGACGAAAGCGCCGACCGAUCCAAACAACCUUAUCCUGGAUCCGAACAAGCCUCCUCCGCCUGUUCCUGGCCGGCCAACAAAGAAUAACACCACAGUUGGCGAACGAGCUCUGAAUGUGCCUUCAGUAAAGAUUAGAGGCAUUAUACCAUGGUAUCCUUCAUUGGACUACACCAGGACCCGAGAAGAACGCCGAGCGACUGGGCUGCGGGCAGACCAAGAGCUCCCUGCUUUCUUCACGAAUCUCUUCGACGACUCCUACCUGCAUCCUCCAAAGGAUGUCACACUAGACUCGCCCUACCUAUCACCGGCCGUGGCACCCACCGAUCUUCUUCGAAACGCAUUACCGGAUGAGAUCAUCAUGCACACGUGCGAGUACGACAUGUUGCUGGACGAGGGAAAGAUUUUCUACGAUCGUCUCACAUCAGAUGAGAUCGGGAAGAACGUCACAUACACCAUGGUGCCUGGUGUACCGCACGGCUGGGACAAGGCGCCGAACCCGUGGCGACCUACGCCAGGUGUGCGAGAGUACUACCUCAAGGCUUGCAAAGAGAUGCGACGCAUUCUUGGCGAACCGUACCGUGGGGAUGGGAUGAAUAAUGCGAGACAGAGUGUGGUCAAUUGAGACUUUCCAGCUGGUGUUCACCACGGUGUGAGAAUCCGUGCAGCUGAGACUGUGGCUGCCCUUCUCCGGUAGAAGAGUCUUUCAGCCAUGAUGUCUUGACUGGAAUCGUGUGCUUCACCUGUAAGCGCGAACCGAGCGGAGUUUUCGGUUCUCUGCAGGCUUGCUUGAUCGUUCUGGAUUGAGCGUUGUUGCAUGCAUUUCAGCGGCUAAGCGUGUACAGGUCCCGUAGCGACAUAGAUGAUGAGCUUUUGAGCAACAUUACGACAUUAUUGACAUGAAUGCAAGAACUGAUUUACUGAUUCACUUUUUCGACCGACGCUCGCCACGCUUUUCAUUACGCUGUGGACAGCCGCAC